AUGACCAACGGCUCGGCGGCGGCCGGCGGCGCGGUGCGGCACCGGUUCGACUCGGCGCUGACGCCCGGCCAGGACCUGGCGUACGGCGCGCUGAUGGUGACAUCAGGCACGGUGUCGGUGCUCGGUAAUGCCGCCGUGCUGCUCAUGUUCCACCGGCGCCGGGCGCGCCUGGAGACGGUCGAGUACCUGCUCUACAACCUCACAGUCUCCACGCUGCUGAUGAUGGCCGUCACCUGUCCGCUGAACGCCGCCAGCGCCUUCAGCCACCGCUGGAUCUUCGACGAGCUCGGGUGUGUUCUGCACGGCGCCCUGUCGUUUUUCUGCGGUCUGGUCAACAUAUCGGCCCUGGUCUCUAUCGGCGCCAUUCGCUACAUCAAGACCUGCUGGGCUUUUACCGACUCUGUGAAUAACGCGCGCACCCCGGUCCGGCUGCUGGCGGCCGUCUACGUGUGGGCGGCGUUCUGGUCGAGCUGUCCGCUGCUGGGCUGGGGCCGCUACGGCGUGGAGCAGCACGGCCUCUGCUGCAGCCUAGACUGGCUGCCGCGCACCGCAGGGGAGCGCUGCUACAUCGCGCUGGCGGCGCUGGCGGCGCUCUUCCUGCCGGCUGGCGCGCUGGUGUUCUUCUACUGGCGGAUCGUGGUGGUGGUGCGGCGCACGCAGCGGCACGCCGGCCGCGGCGGCGCGCGGAAGGCCGCCGCCGAGACUCAGCUGCACCUGGUGUCUGCGGUGCUGGUGCUGGGCUUCCUGCUGGCCUGGGUGCCAUACGCGGCCGUCUCGCUGCUGGGCACCUUCGCCGGCGAGCGGCUGACCGGGCCCGGCGCCGUGGCGGUCGUCACCGUGCUCACCAAAAACUCGGGCUGGUACAACCCGGCCAUCUACGUCCUGUUCUCCAGACAGUACCGAGCGGACCUGCGCGCGGCGCUGCGGCUGCCGUGCUGGUGUCGGCCGCCGGCCGCCCUGGCACAGCGGCACGCGCCGAGCGCUGGGCGGCCGCCGGCGCCGCCGGCACUGGUCAGCCCGGCCAGCUCCCACUCCGGCGGCGGCGUCAGCCGAAACGCCUCCGUCCACGUGUCGAUGAGUCCGUCCACACCGGCGCCGCGCGUCUGCACGCAGCCGGGCGGUGCGCGCGAGACCAGUCUGUGACCCCUGACCGGGUCCAGUGACCCGGCCGGUGACCUCAGCUGGCUCUGAGGUCACCGGCUCCAUCAGUCUGGGACGCACUGAGUCCGGUCUGUGAAUCAGCUGACCGGUCCGGCCGAGAUCAGCCUUCUGAAGCCCGGUGGCGGCCGCAGGCCCCUGAGACUAGAGCCAGCCGAACACCACAGUUUAUCGUCGUGUGACAUGGCGUGAAUGCGGCCGCGAAAUGUGUCGCGAUCAGGAUAACGGUGUCUGGUGUGACAUGAACUCUUGUGUUGCAUUGAACAUGUAUUUACAACAUAACUGAUACUCAAUGUUCACAGAAACCGUUCUUAGGCGUGAAAGUUCGACACAGUGACAGAUGUGGCAAUAGAAACAACAUUAGGUACGCUUGUAAAACAAUGUUACAUAAUACAAUAUAACUUAUCACAAAUGAAAUAAGAUGUGCUGGCCACCCAAACCAUGAGUAUUAUCUCAAUAGGUAAUGCUGCCUAGCUUACUUCGAAUGCCGCAUAUUUUCAUUCUGAUUUGGAUUCCUCGAGGGCCCAGACAGCCGCCAAUUCAUUCGCUCAUUUAUUCAUUCAUGUCCUCCCCGUGGCCUAGUGGAUAAGGCGUCCGUCUCCAAACUCGGUGGCAGCGAGUUCGCGGCCGGGAAGCUCCACGUCGUUUGACCCGCGUUCCUAUAUUAAGCCAGCUGGCAACUGGCGAGAGAGGGCCACGCUAGACCCGGGAGGACCGUGCCGCCAUCUACCUGCGGCACGUUAAACUUUCGAUCCAAAUUAUCACCGGUGAACCGAGCGCGGGCAAGGCGGGGUGGUGGGUCCGUGGUGUCAUUCGCAACAAGCUCUGCUUAGCGGGGCACCCGGGCCCAUAGCCACCCAUUCAUCCAUUCGGACAAAAUUUCUUUAAAAAAAAAUGCAUUCAUUCAUUAAUCUACCCAUCCAUCCACUGAUAGCUUUAGGUAUUCACCUACUCUGUAUUUAUCGACGCAUCGUUAGGCGUCUCAUGGUGGUCGCGUCCCGCGUUACGAAUGGAGGGACGGAGUCAAUACAUAUCGACGCGUUUAUUUUCAAACCACAUCCGUUCUCCCGUGAAUGUCCAAGGGGGAAAGAAACUUAAAAAGGUACAGUCACUCGAUUUUUCUGAUCUCGACAGAUCAAUCAAUGCCAGAAGAAGCUUACGAACACACAUAUUUGGGCAGGAUCGGGUGAUUGGACUUUUUAAAAGGGAACCUCCGUGCUUUCCGGAAUUUCAUAAGAGAACGGAUGCGGGGUUUGCAGAAAAGGGUGCGUCGAUAUGGUGACGAGGGACCACACUGGACGCCUCGGACCUAUUCAGUGGAAUGAGCGAAUCAUCGGUGAAUGAAAAGUGUUUGAUGAAUGGGUGAAAGGAAAACAACUUUUCUUUCGUCCAUCCGUUCGAACAGAAGGCUCCGUAUGCAGCGCAGAGCGACUAAUGAGUUAUACAUCCGGAACGACGUGCUCACCUUUCCGGAACGACGUGCUCGUCUCUCGUCACUUUGUCAACUUUCAGGCCUGAAUACACAGUUGUCCAAUGUUUGUUUUAGGGCCUUGUUCCAAUGUAUGUACAGUAGAUGUCCAAUGGAUUGUGCGUGUGUGGGCUAUGAUCAAAAUGUGUUUUACUUUUAAACAUCGCUUACGGUAGACGAUAGCACGUACACACCUG
Amphibalanus amphitrite is the source of this 2823-nucleotide messenger RNA. RefSeq names its product opsin-5-like. The transcript is spliced from 8 exons. Gene Ontology annotation, biological process: G protein-coupled receptor signaling pathway. Gene Ontology annotation, cellular component: membrane. Bases 1 to 1143 code for a protein of 380 amino acids. Gene Ontology annotation, molecular function: G protein-coupled receptor activity. The record is from RefSeq and is a predicted model, not a curated record. Lineage: Eukaryota; Metazoa; Arthropoda; Thecostraca; Balanomorpha; Balanidae.